CUUGUAUAACUUGACGUUCACAUCUACCAUCGACAACUUUCUUGCAUGACACCGCGGUAUAGCACCUUUCAGCUUGAAGAUAUCGCCCCCUGAGAGCUAUCGGACCCAGGAUCCCAGGAAUGCCUUCCCAGAAGCACGUCAUCUGUGCGAUCUGCCAGGAUGAGCUUAUCGGCGGAUUCGACGACCUGGGCCACGCUCAUACCGUAGUCAGGUUACACAAGUGUGGACACAUGCUCCACCGCUAUUGUGCCAAGGUCUGGUACGAUUCGAAGGCAGACAAACAUCGUAUCCCCGACUGUCCCUGCUGCCAGACGCCCAUCGACGAGCGGCCCGAAAACCUCAAGAUCUGCUUCUUCUCCGGUAACGAUGACAGCGACUCCAAAGUCGAGCCCGUCCCUCCUCAAGAGGUCCUCAAAUCCUUCAACCCUGCGACGAGGCAGAUCUUGGAACUGCUAGCCAUGCUGAAAGAGCUCAGGCCUAGAUUGAUACCGACGGAUAUGCACAAGUACGAUCAAAUGAUCGACGAGGUCAUGUUGGAUGCUUGGCUGGGGAAUCCGGAACCAUCGAGGAUAAGGGAGAUACGGGAAAAGGUUGACAAGGUCGUGGAGAAGGUAGGAGAGAUGUGGGCGGUCGAGGAGACCAAGCGGACCUUCGUGGAGAUGGACAAGUAUCACAAGAAAUGGAAAUACAUAGCCGACAGCUUUAAAAAGACCCGUAAAGCCCGACAAACCUUUGAGAAACUGACUCAAGAACGUAUCAGCCUGAGACAACAGCUCAAGGAACUCUCGAGCGCAAACAAGAAACAGACGGAGGAGACUUUCUGGCAACAUGCCGUCGCUAUCGAGAACGAGAGGACUUUGCACGAGGAAGAGAUGACGGUACAGCGGCAGCAUAGUACGGAAGAGUUGAGGAGGAUCAAUGCCAAAUGGAAGGAGAGGAACGGGUCACUCCAGGCGCAGUUGGAUAGCGUGAAAACUGAGCUGGCAGCUUUGAAAGAAGCACACGGGCAGCAGGAUUCGCGCAUGAAGAUGACGGUGACAAGCUUGAAACGCGAGCUAGCCUCUACGAAAUCUGCUUUGGCUGCCUAUAAGAACAGAUGCAGAGAAUUACAAAAUGGAACCGCCCAGCCGAAACCCACCAAGAUCCCCCGAAACCUCGACGAAUACAUGCGCUCAGAUCUGGCCAGUAGACACGAAGUUAGCGAUUCAGAAGGCGAGGGCCCAACGACAGAUAACGAGUAUAGAGGCCCUAGCGAUACAGAGGGAUCGGGCGCGGAAGAGAACGAGGACUCUUUCGUCAUGAAUCCUUAUCCUCAAGAUCGAUCGCUCAAAUCGCGGGCGAAAUCGACUUCGAAGGCUUCGGAGCCUACCAGACGAGAGAUCAAGGUCAGGACGAAGAGGGUGCACCGAACAUCGAGUGUCUCUUCGACGACUACCACAAGGGAGAUCGGUGAGACGAUCGACGAUGACAGGGUCACCCUAGUCCGCACGUCUCAGACCUGGCGAGAAUCGGUCGAGGUGGAAGGGAACGACAGAACAAAAGAGGGAGCAGCGCGAAACGAGCGAAAAGGCGGAUCUCAGAGCUGGAGGCAAUUUGACAGGGCACAGACGGUCUCUUCCUCUUCCCUCAAGUUUGCAGAGCUAGAAAAGAAGAGACCGACGACGACUAUCACAGAAUCGGAGAAGAGAACCCUACCAGCGAUGACUAUGGACCUAGAUGACCCGUUCGUCAGUAGUCAACCAGCGAUGGCAGGUCCGUCCGUCCCGCUUGCGAGCGGACCUAGGUUCCAGGUGGGCGGGAGCAGGUUAGAGAAGAAGAGGUCGGCAGACGUUUUCCUGGAAGAUUCUGGCCCUGCCAAUAGGGCUCACGGCGAGAAGAGACGGAUCCGCGCAGUACCUCCAAAGCGUUGAAAACGCCGGCGAGGCCAUGCGGGCUUUCGAAUCGAGAGAAGAUCUUCGACGCAAUCCGACUUGGAGGAGAACAGUUCUAGCGAUAUCAAUCGAAUUGCUUUCGUCACGAGAUAGAACUUUCACGACUUUGAUGAUGAAUAGCUUGUGUUCGAACGAUAUACCGGGAUAAGCACGGUGAAGCGCCUCACGGACAAUGCACCAGAAAUGACCUAGAUAGAUUGCUGUACCUAGCUCAAGCGAUACCAGACAGUAAAGUCGAUUGACAGGAGAGUAUCUGUCGGUUCCAGCAUCAUUGCUUUCGUCUUCAUCCCUUUGUUUCUCCAUACAGUCCUCAACACCGGCUUGCCCGACCAGCUGUGCCUGAUGACCCCAUACAGAGAGAUAUGUGAUGAACACGUAUCAAGACUUUGUGUAUUUGGAAGCAAGACAUCAAGGUGCAUCCUGGUGUCGGGGCACAAAA
Filobasidium floriforme is the source of this 2370-nucleotide messenger RNA. RefSeq lists its product as uncharacterized. The record is from RefSeq and is a predicted model, not a curated record. Gene Ontology annotation, biological process: protein ubiquitination. Gene Ontology annotation, molecular function: ubiquitin protein ligase activity. Lineage: Eukaryota; Fungi; Basidiomycota; Tremellomycetes; Filobasidiales; Filobasidiaceae. The coding region runs from base 120 to 1910 and encodes 596 amino acids. The transcript has 5 exons.